This is a messenger RNA of Pistacia vera, 3102 nucleotides long. RefSeq names its product AUGMIN subunit 5. Gene Ontology annotation, biological process: spindle assembly. The transcript is spliced from 10 exons. Lineage: Eukaryota; Viridiplantae; Streptophyta; Magnoliopsida; Sapindales; Anacardiaceae. Bases 319 to 2718 code for a protein of 799 amino acids. The record is from RefSeq and is a predicted model, not a curated record. Gene Ontology annotation, cellular component: spindle microtubule; HAUS complex.
AUAGAGGAGUUCCUUAAUAAAACAGCAAGAGAGCGGGACCUCUGUGUUUUUUGAACUUGUAUUUUCGAUUCAUCAAUACGUCGUCGUCAUGCCGCGCUUCUUCUUCGUCCUCUUUCGCCGGCCAUUUUGUCAGAUCUGCUUCGUUUCUCUCUCAAUUUAGGGUUUCAAUUUCAUCAUCUUCUUUCUGUCCAACCAUACGUACGUGUGUGCGUAAGCAUGUGUGUGCAUUCACUCAUUCAGAUUUACAAAUUAGGGAUUCGCAUUUGAAAGUACAAGCAUCAAAUUUAUUACUACCUUGUUCGUUCGUUUGUCUCCAGAAUGCAGAGCUCAUCGAGCUCGUCGACGGUUCAACCAGAGGCCAUACUAGAGUGGCUUCAGAAGGAAAUGGGUUAUAGGCCACUUGGACCGUACAGUUCCACGAGCAAAUCAAAUGCACCGUCUGUGGAUACCAUUCGCAAGAUUUGCCGUGGGAAUAUGAUACCGAUUUGGAGUUUUUUGAUUAAGAGAGUGAAAUCGGACAAAACGGUGGAGAAUAUAAGGAAGAACAUAACGGUCCAUGGUAGUGGUAGUGGUGGUGAGAGUGGCAAUUCGGUCAAUUUGGGGAAAGAGGAGGGAAAAAGUAGAGGAGGGAGGAGGAAGGAGAAGGUUCCGGUGGAGAGAGAAAGUGGGAGCACCAACGAGAGUAGAGAGGCAGCUUUGAAUGAGAGAGAGUUGGCUGCCAAGGAAGUUGAGAGGCUGAGGAACAUUUUGAGGAGACAAAGGAAAGAUUUGAGGGCUAGAAUGUUGGAGAUUUCGAGGGAGGAGGCUGAGCGCAAGCGGAUGCUUGAUGAACGAGCAAAUUACAGACAUAAGCAGGUGACGUUGGAAGCUUAUGAUCAACAGUGUGAUGAAGCGGCCAAAAUAUUUGCAGAGUACCAUAAACGCUUUCGUCAAUAUGUUAAUCAAGCAAGGGAUGCUCAAAGGACAAGUGUUGACUCUUCUGUUGAAGUGGUUAACACCUUCACUGGAAACAGUGAGAAGGAAGCUGUUUAUUCAACUGUUAAGGGCUCAAAAUCUGCGGAUGAUGUCAUUCUUAUUGAAACAACUAGGGAAAGAAAUAUCCGGAAGGCAUGUGAAUCUCUUGCCGCACAUAUGAUUGAAAAAAUACGCUUGUCAUUUCCAGGAUAUGAAGGAACUGGUAUUCAUUCGAAUCCGCAAUUAGAAGCUGCAAAGCUGGGCUUGGAGUUUGAGGGUGAAAUACCUGAUGAGGUUAGAACUGUUAUUGUGAAUUGCCUGAAGAGUCCUCCCCAAUUGCUUCAAGCAAUCACAGCAUACACUUUAAGGCUGAAGACUAUGAUUUCUCGAGAAAUCGAGAAAAUUGAUGUUAGGGCUGAUGCGGAAACUUUGAGGUACAAGUAUGAGAACAACACAGUGAUGGAUGUUUCUUCUCCAGAUGUGAGUUCACCACUGAACUACCAACUUUAUGGUAAUGGGAAGAUAGGAGUGGAUGCAUCUUCUAGAGGAACUCAAAACCAGCUUCUUGAGAGACAGAAAGCACAUGUUCAGCAAUUUUUGGCCACUGAAGAUGCACUCAACAAAGCUGCAGAAGCUAGGGAUUUGUGUCAAAAGCUUAUAAAACGUUUACAUGGAAGUGGGGAUGCAAUUUCAUCACACUCCCUUGCUGGAGGCACAUCACAGAAUGUAGGCAGUCUUAGGCAAUUCGAGUUGGAUGUUUGGGCAAAGGAGAGAGAAACUGCAGGAUUGAGGGCAAGCCUGAAUACUUUGAUGUCUGAAAUACAGCGCUUGAAUAAAUUGUGUGCAGAGAGGAAAGAAGCUGAGGAUUCCUUGAGAAAAAAGUGGAAGAAGAUUGAAGAGUUUGAUUCUCGAAGAUCUGAACUUGAAACCAUAUAUACUGCUCUACUCAGGGCUAAUAUGGAUGCAGCUGCAUUCUGGAAUCAGCAGCCAUUAGCUGCAAGGGAGUAUGCGUCAAGCACUAUCAUUCCUGCAUGCACAGUUGUUAUUGACAUUUCAAAUAGUGCCAAAGAUUUUAUUGACAAAGAAGUAUCGGCCUUCUAUCGAAGUCCAGAUAAUAGUCUUUACAUGCUUCCAUCAACUCCACAGGCACUUCUCGAAGCUAUGGGUGCUAAUGGAUCUGCAGGACCUGAAGCUGUUGCUGCUGCAGAAAAGAAUGCUGCUCUAUUGACUGCAAGAGCAGGUGCUCGGGAUCCAUCAGCAAUUCCAUCCAUAUGCCGUGUUUCUGCCUCCCUUCAAUAUCCUGCUGGUUUGGAGGGUUCAGAUGCUGGCUUAGCAUCAGUGUUAGAGUCUCUAGAAUUCUGUUUGAAACUUCGUGGUUCUGAGGCUAGUGUGUUGGAGGACUUGGCAAAGGCAAUCAACUUGGUCCAUAUACGGCAGGAUCUUGUUGAAAGUGGUCAUUCCUUGUUAAAUCAUGCCUACAGAGCUCAACAAGAAUAUGAAAGGACAACUAAUUAUUGUUUCAACUUGGCUGAUGAGCAAGAGAAAAUUGUCAUGGAGAAAUGGUUGCCUGAACUUAAGACUGCAGUUUUGAAUGCUCAAAAAUGCUUGGAUGAUUGCAAAUAUGUCAGGGGUUUGCUUGAUGAGUGGUGGGAGCAACCGGCAUCUACAGUUGUUGAUUGGGUUACAGUUGACGGGCAAAACGUUGCUGCUUGGCAUAAUCAUGUGAAGCAACUUCUUGCAUUUUAUGAUAAGGAGCUCUUAUAGAGCAGUAUCUUUGUCCAUUAAGCAGGGCAAAAUGUUUCUGGAAUUCCUUUUCCUAUACACCUUUUACCACUUUCUUGUGCAUAUGGAAAUACAGACACUGAAGCAGUUUGAGCAUAAGACACCAUUGAGGAAGCAGGCAUUCGCCAUCGAUAUCUCCUUAAUUUGAUUACUUCUCUUUUUGAGGUUUGGAUUAACGAUAGUGUAAAGCUUUAUGUUAUGAGGGAAGCUAUUUCUAUUUGUACUUAGAUUCUGUUUUGUUUAUAUGUACAGUAAAUUUCACUUGUUUGUUUAAUUUCAACAGGUUAUGAAAAACUAUUUUUAAAUCCCACUGGAUUGGUCCUGUAUUAUCCAGUAUGUACAACAAUCAAGGGAAACUAAACAAAA